AUGGUCUCCUCACAAUUCACAAAUGCGACCUUUCUGCCGUUUGCAUCAUUGGCCGCCCUCUUCUCGGCCACGGCGGUCGAGGCUUCCGGCGGCAACACAAGCCAGUCCCUGGGCACCUUGAGAUUGCCGGCCCAAGCUCAGGCAAUUGACAGCGCGCAAAUCGCGUCAAUUCCAUCGGUUGCGCCCCCGAGCGAGUACAAUGGCACGACUGUUUGGGUGCCGCCUGGGACCACGCGGCAGGGGCUCAAGGACCGCCCAUUCCUUGUCUUUGACCCCGAGUUCCUCGAGAUCAUUGGCCACGAGCCGAAGCUGGCCGUCAUUGCAGAGUCGGAAAAGGACCCCUUGUUCCACGAAGCCGUCGUCUGGAUCCCCGCGACUGAUGAAGUCUUCUUCGCGCAAAACGCCGGAGCCCCGGAUGCGGGGACUGGGCUGAACAAGUCGGCCAUUAUCCAAAAGGUCUCGGUGGCGGAGGCGCUGCAGGUUGCUUCCGGCAACAAGACUGGCCACGUCAAGGUCGAAACCGUCACCUCGGAUCCUCCCGUGGUCAAUCCCAAUGGUGGCACCAACUACAAAGGAAACAUACUCUUUGCUGGUGAGGGCAUGGGAAACAUGACGGCAUCCGCACUUUAUUCCGUGAAUCCUCGACCGCCGUACAAUGCGACUAUUCUAGUAAACAACUUUUACGGUCGGCAGUUUAACUCUUUAAACGACAUUGGCAUCAAUCCCCGCAACUCGCACAUUUACUUUACAGAUCCUCUGUAUGGAUACUUCCAAGCCUUCCGGCCGCCACCGGCUCUGCCAGUCCAGGUGUAUCAGCUCAACCCAGAGACAAUGGCCGUCACAGUGGCUGCUGAUGGGUUUGACCAGGCUAAUGGAAUAACGUUCUCGCCUGAUGGCAAAUCUGUAUACGUAACCGACACGGGAGCGAAUCACGGCUUCUUUGGCUACGACGCAGCUCGUCCAGCGACCAUCUACCGCUUCGAUGUUGCACACGACGGCACAUUUCAAAACCGCAUGACCUUUGCCUUUGCCGACAACGGAGUUCCCGAUGGUAUUCACUGUGACAGCAAGGGCAACGUGUAUGCAGGAUGCGGAGACGGAAUCCACGUUUGGAACCCGUCGGGCAAGCUUCUCGGCAAAAUCUUUACAGACGGUCCCGCGGCCAACUUUCAGUUUGUCGGAGACGGAAAGCUGGUCAUUUGCGCCGAGACACGGCUCUACCUGGCACUGGUAGCAGCCAAAGCGGCGCCAAUUCACUAA
Akanthomyces muscarius is the source of this 1260-nucleotide messenger RNA. RefSeq lists its product as uncharacterized. Bases 1 to 1260 code for a protein of 419 amino acids. NCBI's taxonomy places the organism in Eukaryota, Fungi, Ascomycota, Sordariomycetes, Hypocreales, Cordycipitaceae. The transcript has 7 exons. The record is from RefSeq and is a predicted model, not a curated record.